Messenger RNA from Laetiporus sulphureus 93-53, 449 nucleotides. RefSeq lists its product as uncharacterized. The transcript is spliced from 5 exons. The record is from RefSeq and is a predicted model, not a curated record. Lineage: Eukaryota; Fungi; Basidiomycota; Agaricomycetes; Polyporales; Laetiporaceae. The coding region runs from base 58 to 279 and encodes 73 amino acids.
CUUCAGUAAAAUUUUCCCUUCGUCAGUCCGCCCUUGCCGCGUCUCUGCGUAUCCACAAUGCAGAUUCAGGUGCUGAGCGACUUGCACUUGGAGGUUGAACGCCACGAACUGUUUAACUGGCUGAGGAUACAGCUCACGCUGUUCAAGACAGUGUUCUUCCUGUCAGGCAACCACGAGCCGUACUGGUCCAUUAUUGCAGAAUCGGAGGCUCGUUUGAAGGCCUUCGCAGCAGAAGUAGAGGCAGACAUUUCCAUACCCGGCCGCCACGUUGGCACAUGAUAUAUGGAGACGCGUACGACUGGCAAGAUAGCACUGCCCUAAAUCGCGUUCAAAAUGUUGCUCCAAAUGAAGUGAGACACGGAGGCACUGGCAUUGUCUGGGACUUUCGAAUCGGCGGCGGUAUACCCCAUAGGCCAUUGAAGCCCUCGACUCGUCCCAACACGCGAUGA